Polyodon spathula (Mississippi paddlefish) is the source of this 2425-nucleotide messenger RNA. RefSeq names its product E3 ubiquitin-protein ligase ZFP91-like. The coding region runs from base 593 to 2416 and encodes 607 amino acids. Gene Ontology annotation, molecular function: transcription coregulator activity. Gene Ontology annotation, biological process: regulation of transcription by RNA polymerase II. Lineage: Eukaryota; Metazoa; Chordata; Actinopteri; Acipenseriformes; Polyodontidae. The record is from RefSeq and is a predicted model, not a curated record. The transcript has 11 exons. Gene Ontology annotation, cellular component: nucleus.
AGACGUUCGACGGCUUGAGGCAUUUUGGAAACUCCAACUCCCAGCAUCCUUUGCCCACAUGGGCUUGCCUUCGUGUUUUUCCAGGACGUGGGCGGUGAUGGGGAUUGUAGUCUUUUUAACAGAGGAUCAAUACAGUUUCCUAUGUGGAUAACAGGAGCUCAGGACUACAACUCCCUUCAGGAAACAGCUCCCACACCGAUCUGUAGGCACAAGCGGCGCUGAGAGAGGUAUUCCAUUUUGUUUUAUUAUUUAAAAAAAAAAAUAAUAAUAAUUAAAAAAAAAAAAAAAAAAUUGCGUGCUGUGUCCUUUUUCUUCUUAAAGGAGAAGCGACGCGAAACAGCGCGGCCCGGUUCUGAGCAUUGCCGGAAUAGCAGAUUGUCUGAUCCUGCGUCUUUAAGAAUGAAGAAUUCAGGAUUGCGAGGGUCUUUUUAUCAAUAAGCAAUUUGAAUAAAACACAAUUUAAUAAAACAUAUACGUAUAUAUUAUUGUUAAAAACAUUGCAAAACAGCGAGAUCGGAUCGCAUCCCCGAAGCGCCGCCUGCCCGCUCGCUUUUUUUCGGUGCAAUUUUAACGCAGUCCGAGGCGGGCGGUUAUGGAACCGGAGCCGAGCCGGGCUGAAGACACCAGCGGCGGAGUGAAGACCGAGCCGCCGCCGCCGCCGCCGCCGCCGCCGCCGCACGACGAACAGGCAGCAGCAGCAGCAGCAGCAGCAGCAGCAGCGGGAGAGGCGGCGGUGACCCCGGCGGUGGUUCCCAGCCCCGCCGCCCCGGGGAGAGUGCUCCGGGACCGGUCUGCGGGCCGUAGUUUGACCGCGGCUGCAGCGGCGGCCCUGUCGGCCUCGGAGGUCCGGAGCCCGGGGGAGCCGCACACGCAGCCCGGUUCCGGGAGAGUGCUGCGGGAGAGGACCGGCCGCUCCUCCGGGGAGGGUAAGAGCCGCGCCUCCCCGGCCAGUGGGCUCCAGCCAGCGGCGAUAGGGGAUGGGCCCGCCGCUGCUGCCCGCCGGAGGAAAGCGGAGUGCCCCCGCCGCAGGAGGAACGCCGGGGCCCGGGGAGAAGGCGCGGACGAUGCGGUGGAUGACAGCGGCCUAACAGUAGAUUCGCAAGACACAAAGAAUUCUAUAGAAAAAGGUUGCAUUUCGUUUUUGACAGGAGACCCCACGGCCCCAAAAUCCCGCCCCACCAGGUCUCGAAGGGGCGGGCGAGUCUCCACCCCCCGCCAACGGGCCUCUGCGGAGAACUCGAGGGCCACAAAGUCUCGCGGGGGCCCAGGACCCCUGGUCUGCAAAGCAGAGCCAGAUACUGAACAGAAAGAGUAUGGGGGUACCUCUGGGGCGCUCCAGUCUCUCCCUGCUGUGAGCGAGGAUGAAGAGGAUGUUGUGAUCAGUGAGGAAGACCCUCCAUUUCGAGAUGACCCCAAAGACCAGAACUACAAGCCCCACAUAGAGAGGGACCCUCCUAACCCUAAAUCGAAGCCCCGCCGUCGCUCUCACAAAGGGAAGGAGGAUAAAGAGAAGAAGUCCGACAUCAAGCUGGAGGCCGACGUGAAGGAAGAGAACGAGUUCGGAGAGGAGGUGGAACCGCCCAGGAAGAGAGGCAGGAGAAGGAAAGACGACAAGAGCCCUCGUCUCCCGAAACGCAGGAAGAAGCCGCCGAUCCAGUACGUGCGGUGUGAGAUGGAGGGGUGUGGCACCGUGCUGGCACACCCCCGUUACCUACAGCACCACAUCAAAUACCAGCACUUGCUGAAGAAGAAGUAUGUGUGCCCUCACCCAUCCUGCGGCCGGCUUUUCAGACUCCAAAAACAGCUCCUGAGACACGCCAAGCACCACACAGAUCAGCGAGACUAUAUCUGUGAAUACUGCGCCCGCGCCUUCAAGAGCUCUCACAACCUGGCCGUGCACAGAAUGAUUCACACAGGAGAGAAGCCACUACAGUGUGAGAUCUGUGGCUUCACGUGCAGGCAGAAGGCGUCUCUGAACUGGCACAUGAAGAAGCACGAUGCAGACGCCUCCUACCAGUUUUCCUGCAGCAUCUGUGGCAAACGUUUCGAGAAGAAGGACAGCGUGGUGGCACACAAAGCCAAGAGCCACCCGGAGAUCCUCAUCGCCGAAGCCCUGGCCGCCAACGCGGGGGCCCUCAUCACCAGCACGGGGGCCACCGAGGAGGAGGGCGCGGGGGUGGGGCCGGGCCCUGAGGGGCUCCUGCUGUCCUGUGACCCCCUGGUGAUCUGUGCGGAGGAGUUGGGGACCCCCAACGCCAGCCAGCUGGGGGUGGAGAGGCUGGUUAUGGAUCCCCAAGCUUUGAGGUCGGAUGCCCGGAUUCUGGGCUCCAGCGCUGGGCUGAUUGUGGACGCAGAGGCCCUGGGGGCGGCUGGGGAGGUCCUGAUUGAGGAUUCGGGACAGCACCUCCUACCCUGAGGGGUGGGG